Messenger RNA from Sesamum indicum (sesame), 1095 nucleotides. NCBI's taxonomy places the organism in Eukaryota, Viridiplantae, Streptophyta, Magnoliopsida, Lamiales, Pedaliaceae. The record is from RefSeq and is a predicted model, not a curated record.
AUGCUAGGGAAUCCUUCUCAUGAUCAAGUUUUAGAUGAUACAACAUGCAUGUGCUCACAAGAAGAGUCACUGUCUCUUAAACCCAAAUGGUACUUCACAAAAGAAGAAAUAGAGGAAUGUUCUCCAUCAAGGAAGGCUGGUAUCCAUUUAGAGCAUGAAUCACAUUUGCAGAAGUUAUACUGUUCAUACUUACAAGAACUUGGCAUGGAGCUUAAAGUGCCCCAAGUGACCAUAGCUACCACAAUUAUGUUAUGCCAUCGAUUUUAUAUGCAUCAGUCUCAUACAAAUAACCAUUGGCAGGCAAUGGCAAAUGCUAGCAUGUUCUUGACCUGCAAACCAGAAGACACACCAAGUUGGCUGAAAGAUCUCACUGUUAUGGCUUAUAAGUUAAUGUAUAGGUGGGAUCCUUCAGCUCAAGAAAAGAUCAGGCAGACGGAAGUUUAUGAGAAAUAGAAGCAAUUGAUCUUGCUGGGGGAGCAACUGAUUUUAGUUACUGUUGCUUUUGAUCUCAAUAUUGAACAUCCUUACAAGCCACUUGUUGCAGCUCUGAAGAAGUUGGAAAUUUUACAAAAGGAAGUUGUAAAACUAGCAUGGAAUUUUGUGAAUGACUGGCUCCGCACAACUCUGUGCUUGCAGUACAAACCACAUUAUAUUGCAGCAGGUUUGGUCUUCCUUGCCGCCAAACUUCACAAAGUUAAGUUGCCUACUGCUAAUGGGAAGGCUUGGUGGAUGUGGUUUGAUGUUUCACCAAAACAAUUAGAAUAUUCAAGCAAUAAUCCAACGGAAACUGCUGGAAUAAUUUCAAAGUCUGCAGCAGUCAAAUGCAAUAAAAAACAGCCAACCUCUGAUGCUAAUGAUACCAUGCAAACAACCGAGAAUUGCCUGAGUGACUCUGGCAGUGCAAACAGUGUUGUCAAAGAUGGUGAUACUGAACUUAUAACUAGAGACUCAAAUCAGGAAUGCGGUUGCAAGAUUGUUUCUGUUAAAGAAAGAUGCCAAAAAAUCGACAUUACUAGAAUAAGAGAGAGAUUGAAGAGGAGGAAAUUGGACAGAGUCGAAAAGAAGAAGUGGACGGCAACUUGGAGAAUGAGAUAA